Messenger RNA from Toxorhynchites rutilus septentrionalis, 1117 nucleotides. RefSeq lists its product as uncharacterized. The coding region runs from base 180 to 764 and encodes 194 amino acids. The transcript is spliced from 2 exons. Lineage: Eukaryota; Metazoa; Arthropoda; Insecta; Diptera; Culicidae. The record is from RefSeq and is a predicted model, not a curated record.
ACUCGGGAUAGGAUAGCGAGCGCCAGCGCGAGCGCUGAUAACUCGAUUCGCCCACGUCGUCGGGGAACGAAACGAAUGUAUACCUCACAUGAAGCCGUCAGUCAACCACGAACUUUCAUGAAUUCAGCGUGUACCCAAGUUUAGUGUGAAUUCAUUCGUCGAAAAGCAACACAACCGCGAUGACCGUAAAAGUGACUCUGUCGGGUGAAAAACCAACGCCCCCACCGCAAACAAAGACACCGGCCGCAUCGGGAUCCAUCCUAGAAACCGUAAGACGCUGGUACAUCAAUUCAUAUUUCAAAUCAAACGAUGGAAAGGCGAAAGUCGCUGAAAUCAUUUUCGGACUGAUGGCAACGAUCUUCCUCAUUACGUGCCACUGGUUAACAAUCACUGAGUACGUCUUCCUGUUCGUAGCCUUCAAUGGCACCCUGCUGACGGCGAUUGUCCUGUGGGACAAUGUGAACGGAGGGAAACUGCGUAAUCUGUUGGUGGUCUCAAUCCGGGUGGACCAACGCUACAACGCAAUCGUUGCUCUGCUCUUCUACAUCUUCGCCUUCUUCGAGUUGGCUGUCGCCGGAAGUUACUAUGAGCCCGGUUCCAAAAUAGCGGCCGGAGUGACCGGAAUGCUCGCCAGUAUUGCAUAUGCGUACAAUUGGUGGCUGCUAUAUCGGGAGAGACUGCUGGAGGGAAUGAUUGCCGCCAAAGUGGAUGAGUUCAAUCAGCAGGAGCAGAAACAGCGGAGCGGAUUGGUGCAGGAUGUCUAGAAGGGUUUGACCCGCUUAUGAAUUGCGAUUUGCAUUUAGUUGUACACAGGUGAACAAAAAAAAAAGUGAAGUCAUGAAGUGGAAAUACCAAUGCUUGAAUCUUGUUUGUAAUUUGGGAUGGGAUUCACUGCUUUUGCGUGCGUUGAAUGCGUUGGUUUGUGUGUGUAAGGAGAGAUUGCAGGUGAUGAGCUAAGAGUGGGGAAAUUUAGGAAAAAGGACCUUGUGGAAAUCUGCUGGCAAGAUAGUUUUUUCAUAGUGCACUGUGUAUAAUAAUCUGAGUAUUCAGAUCUCACAAAAAAUGAUAGUUCAUACAAAAUAACCGCUGAUAAUUACAUUUUUUUGCGACCAAUUUA